UGCAAGUGAUCGAUCUCACUGGUAUAGUUGGUAUUCGCAGACUAGUUACCAAUUCCCUGCUAAUACUGAUUUGAUUCUCUAAAAAUCAACAUCGAAGAAUACAAGUUUUGUUAGCUAAAUGGAAGCUGCUGCAGAACUGAGGAAUCUUCAUCCUCCAUCUUCUUCUUCUACUUCAACUGAAGUCAUCCAUGUGUUCUGGCACGAGGGCAUGCUGAAACAUUACACUGGAAAUGGCGUAUUUGAUUCAGGAAUGGACCCUGGAUUUCUUGAUGUUUUGGAGAAACACCCGGAGAACUCUGAUAGAAUUAGGAAUAUGGUUUCUAUUCUCAAAAGGGGUCCUAUUUCACCCAUGAUUUCUUGGCAUACUGGCAGGCCUGCCCUCAUCCCUGAGUUGUUGUCUUUCCACACUCAAGUGUUAGGAGAGCUCUGGAUAUGACAUGUUAGGUUCCCUGUUGGAAUCUGAGCAACUAAACUAAUGUUAUCCUGGAAAGCUUGGCUUCCUUUUGAAGAUAUGUCCUCAACCUUGGAUGAUUUAUGAUCCCAUAACAUAUUGAUCAGAAGUGGUUUGAUUCUUCAACUAUGCAGUACAAACAGCAAAAGUUCAACUCUGUGCUUGUUACUUGCGUAAUUACAUUUGAUUCAGUUAGCUGCAGAUGAUAUAAUUUUGACUUAACAGGGGAAGGGUUACCGAAGUAUUAGUCUUUAAAAGAAAGCUUCAGUAUAUAAGUGCAACAAAGCUUUCUUAUAUAAGUGCAUCCACUUGCUUUCUUCAGCUUAUCUUUUUCACAUUGUUAUUGAAAGCAAAUUGUACAGAUGACGUAUCCCGACAGUAUUUGGAUUAAAAUGAUAAUGCCAAUUAGGACUCCAAAUUAUUGAAUCCUCUAAGUAUUUUUAUGUGUAAUUCCUCAGAAUACAUAAAUGAGCUUGUUGAAGCUGAUAGAAAAGGGGGGAAACCGAUCUGUGCUGGGACAUUCUUGAAUCCUGGAUCUUGGGAUUCUGCUCUUCUUGCAGCUGGCACAACCUUAUCAGCAAUGAAAUAUAUAAUCGAUGGUCAUGGAAACCUUUCUUAUGCUCUGGUAAGGCCUCCAGGUCAUCAUGCUCAGCCUAAUCAAGCCGAUGGGUACUGCUUUCUGAAUAAUGCUGGUCUUGCUGUACAUUUAGCUCUGAGUUCUGGCUAUAAAAAGGUUGCUGUUAUUGACAUAGAUGUUCAUUAUGGAAAUGGAACAGCUGAAGGAUUUUAUGGUUCUGACAAAGUUCUUACUAUAUCUCUUCAUAUGAAUCAUGGUUCUUGGGGCCCCUCUCAUCCUCAGAAUGGAACUGUUGAUGAGCUUGGUAAAGAAAAAGGUUUUGGCUAUAAUCUCAAUGUACCUCUGCCAAAUGGAACUGGAGACAAAGGAUAUGAUUAUGCUAUGAGAAACUUAGUUGCUCCUGCUAUCAAGAAGUUUGAACCUGAUAUGAUGGUGUUGGUUGUUGGCCAAGAUUCAAGUGCAUUUGAUCCAAACGGAAGGCAGUGUCUGACAAUGGAUGGUUACAGAAAUAUUGGACAAACUGCUCGUGGCUUGGCUAAUAAGCAUACCGGUGGACGCCUCCUAAUUGUGCAAGAAGGUGGAUAUCAUGUCACCUAUUCAGCUUAUUGUCUACACGCUCUUCUUGAAGGGGUGCUGAAAGUACCAGUGUCAUUAUUAGCUGAUCCAAUUGCUUACUACCCAGAAGAUGAAACCUUCUCUGUCAAAGUUGUAGAAUCCAUCAAAGGCUACCAUUUGAACUGUGUACCGUUUUUGAGGGAGGCUUAAUCAGGUCGCCUUGUUUCACUUCUAUGGAAUGGCAGUUGGCCCAGACCCGUAUGUUUAGGAACAUUCUGAAGACCAAACCCUAUCAAAUUUGUGGGUUUGAGUGAAUAAGAGCCAAAAUGCUUCUUUGCCCUGUUCUUCCCUGUCAAAUUCCUCACUUAUUAGUUUUAACUAUUAUGGUAAAAGGCGAACUCCAUGGAUGGUAAUUCUUGAGUAAUACCUGAGGAAUUAUUUUGGAAGUCUUUGGUGUGGCUCCCUGUCAAAUUCCUGAUGAAAUUCUUGUGCAUCUGCAAACUUUUCCUAUCUUUAAUUCUGAACUUGCCUGGGAGUGUCAGGCCAGUAUCAAAGAGAUCCUGCUCGAGAACAUCACUCCCUUUCAAUUUGCUCUAAUGAUGUCCACAUUGAUUUUUCUGCUUGAAUGUUCCGGUGGGUGAUGAUGUACCAAAGAAUAUAUGUUUCAUCACCAAACUAUGCACACUAGAGGAAAAAGGAGAUCCAUGGCAGCCGUGAAUGACCACUUUCUGAUUGUACACUAUUGCUACCAGAGAGAGUAGGCGCCUUUCUGUCUCAAUACAUCAUCUUUCUUGGGGAUUUAUCACCAUGGUUUAAAUCCCUCCAACCAAACCUACAAGUUACUUAGAACAGGCCAUGACCCAAAGGAGUUGUAUAAAGGGGAGAUGGAGGGGACGGAUGUUUUGCUUCGUAAAGUGAGAAUUUUUAUGUUUAGCUGUAGGUGUUGAUUCAUCGUGGCGAAUCAUUGAUCCUGUUAGUUGCAUGUUAACCAUUUCUGGUUUGUGCAAAAAUGGAGUUCUUUACUGGACCAAUCCUUACUCAAGCUCCAAUGCAAACUAUAUAUGGUUUGAUCUUGCUGAAGAAGAAUUUCAGUCCAUGUCUUAGAAAAUCUGGUUACGUUUGUCGUGGUUUGGACCGAAUCUGGCUCUAUCAUCAUCUUACAUCCUUCCUGAUUCUAUUAAGGAAACUAUGCUAUAUGUUCAUAAUGAUGGUAAUCUUGGUACUCAGAGUAGUUGCUGUGGGAUUCUGGGAUCUUGUAGAAAGCAUUUAAUCAAUACCAGAACAAGAGAUUAUCUAAAAAGUGUCAAAACCAGAACAAGAGUAUGCUUUAUUUAGUCCUAUGGAUGUACUAAAUGCAUAUAAAAGUGUCAAAAAAAACUUCAUUUUAAUUUUUUUUGUCUUUCGGUUCUAUUCUUCCCAUAAGGAGGUCCACAUCGACAAUUCUAAAACAUGAGUUCAAAGGGACUAUAGCCAUUUCAAGUUCUUGCUCAUUUAUACUAUUCCCAUGAUAUGUGAUUUUAUUACGCUAUUAAUCCUCCAAAUGAGGUUGAUUUACUGCCACCACGAUGCAUCCGGCUGUCACUA
Messenger RNA from Oldenlandia corymbosa var. corymbosa, 3167 nucleotides. Lineage: Eukaryota; Viridiplantae; Streptophyta; Magnoliopsida; Gentianales; Rubiaceae. The record is from the annotation of a GenBank genome assembly.